UCCCCGUCAACACAACGGACGAUAUGAUUCCGUCCCGUCGUUGUGCCUCGCUCGACUCACCCCUGCUGACUUGUUCUUGUGAAAGCACUCAGCUGCCUAGGAUUGUUUGCCUCACUAGUUAUUAGAGGACAUGGGGGGGUGAGUGGCUGAGGGUUUCCUGAUCAGCCGCCGUGCGUCUCUACAAGUUAUAGUUGGCCAACAGAACAGGCAAUCUCUCUUCACAGCCAGAUGUAAUUGCCUUUUGCGGCGAAUAUGCUCAGCCGCUCCGUCGUGUUCUUGCUGUACCGACGAAUCCUCUCUUGCGCGCCCUCUCAAAGGAUUCAGAUGCGUCUGAGAAUUCCACACCAGGCAGCAGGCCUUAUAACGAAUCAAUAGCAGAGUCCGAAUAACCUUGCAGGGUGCAGCAGGCCAGGUCUCUGAAGCGCGUUAGCGCAGCGGCAGAAGUAGCAGUGGCAGGGAGAAAGGCAGUGGCAGUGGCUGAAGCUGUAUAAGAGGUAGUGGUUGGAGAGGGAUUCAGCGGCAGCAGCAGCAGCAGCAGAAGCAGCAGCAGCAGCAGCAGAAGCAGCAGCAGCAGCAGCAGAAGCAGCAGCAGCAGCAGCAGCAGCAGCACCUUCAGCGGAAGCAAUCAGCAGGAGCAAUCAGCUGGAGCGAGCAUGGCGGGCGUGAUAAACAUGGCGGCGGUGACUCGGCCCGUGGAGGUGGACAACAACCUGUCGCUCCGCGUGUACCUGCGACUCGCCAAGAACCUGCAGCACCUGGCUGACGUGUACCGCUGCGAGGGCAACAAGCUUCAGCUCUAUGUGUUCCUAAUCCGUUUCAUCAGCCUGGUGACGGCCACUAUCCCGCAGCACAAGGAGUACCGCAGCCAGUCGCACCUGCUCGCCCUCACCAGCCUCAAACGGCUAGCCCUGGCAGCGCUGGACGAGUGCGAGCAGCUGAAACCGGACGUGGCUCGCCUCAACGGCGUCAGCCUGCUGUCCUUUGAGGAGGACUACCCACCGGAGGAGGACGGCGUCGUGCCCGUGUACUUCCCCACCUCCCCUCCCCGCCGCCCCUCCUCCUUCGCCUCCUCCUUCGCCUUCUCCUCCUCCCCCUCCCUCUCCUCCACUGCCUUCUUCUCCUCGUUUUCUUCCUUCUCCUCCCCUCCCACCGCCCCUUCCUUGCUCACCUCACGUGCGAGCUGGCCGGGGUAUGCCUAUGGCAGCACAGGCAGCAGCACGGACAGCAGUGCUACUGGCUCUGGUGGUGGUAUUGUAGCCAUGGACAGUGGCAGUGGCUUCUACACCAACGGAAGCUAUGCUAGCAAUGGUGUUAGUGCUGCUCUUGGUGGUUACACUGGUGGUGACUAUAACGGCGGCAGCAGCAGCAGCAGCAGUACUGUGUUGUCUGGAUGCGGAGCGACAGGGGCACUGAGCCUGGGAAUGGAUCUUGACGUCUGGGCUCAGUCCCUGAACCAGCCUUCACAAGAGCAGCAGCAAGCCCUCACUCUCGCCCCUCCCAGCUCCACUUUUUCCUGGUCCAACCCUGCUUUCUCAUCAACCUUCUCGCAGCAGCAGCAGCAGCAGCCUCAGCAGCAGCAGUCAUAUCAGCAGCAGCAGCAGUGGUAUCAGCCUCAGAGCAGCAGCAUGGAUUUGCUAUCCGGGAUAGGUUCUUUAUCCCUCACUACCGCCGCUGCCGCUCUGCCUACCAUAGCGUCUGCUGCUACAAUGGCCUCAUCCAUCGCUCGCCCUCUUACACUGCCAUCCUCCUACACCAUGGCUCUCCCCCAGCCCAGGAGCGAGGCCCUGUCGCGCCACUCCCUCGUUGCCUUCCCGUCCUCCGCUCCUCGCCAACGAGCCUCCGCCCCUGUUCAGGUGUCGUAUCCGACCAAGAUUGACACAUCACCAAUAGAGCUUCCAGACCUGCUACUAUGGCCAGAGAAUCCACAGCAGCAGCAGCAGCAGCAGCAGCAGCAGCAGCAGCAGCAGAAGCAAGGUGCAGCAUCAGCAGCAGCAGCAGCCAACCAGGACACUCGUGAAUCGUCUAGCAAUGUUCGGAGUGAGACAGAGAGAGAUCUUCGAGGAGACACCACAGCAACAGGUGCAGCUUCAGCAUCAACAACAGCACCAACUGUACCAGCAGCACCCGCAGUUGGAACAGCAGCAGCAGCAGCCACAGCAGCAGCAGCAGCCACAGCAGCAGCAACAGAGGCCAUGCAGGCUCUUACAGCUACAAAGGACCCCACUGCUCUUCAACCACCUUCUGAAACCUCCUCUGCUGCUGCUGCUGCUGCUGCUGCUGUGACAGCCAGUGCGGCAGCAGCGGCGGCGGCGGCGGCGGCGGCAGCAGGUGGCGUAGGAGCGAGAGGGAACGAGGCGCAGGUGAAUGGCGGUGUUGGGUUACCCUCCCCUCGAGUCCAGCCCGCCCCGCCCCCUGCUAACGCUCCGCUACAGGAAGUUUCUCUACCAGGCACGGACCCAUCAGAGCACUCCCAUAAGCAUGGGCAUGGGCAUGAGGCGAAGAAGCAAAACCAGCGGCUGCAGCAGCAGCACCAGCAGCAGCUGGUGGUGGGAGGGGCGCUGCCGGAGAGGAGUGCUGGUGGUGCUGCUGCUGUUGGCAAGGGCAGGAAGUCGACAGGGCCCAAGGGAGUGAAGGCCGUGCACAUUUCAACGAGGAUGAUGGAUGAGUUCAUGCGAGUGGUCCUGGACAACACGUCUCGCAACCUCGAGACAUGCGCCGUGCUCGCUGGCUCCCUGAAGAAAGGAAUGUUCUUUGUCACAGCACUUAUCCUGCCAAAGCAGCAUUCUACCUCUGAUUCGUGUUCCACCACCAACGAGGAGGAGAUAUUUGAGGCACAGGACAAGCUGGGUCUCUUCCAACUCGGAUGGAUACAUACUCAUCCGACGCAGUCCUGCUUCAUGUCAUCAAUUGACGUGCACACCCAUUACUCCUACCAGGUGAUGCUUCCGGAGGCCAUUGCCAUUGUCAUGGCUCCCAUGGAUCCCAGACGCAAGUUUGGCAUAUUCCGUCUGACAGACCCAGGGGGCAUGAAGGUCAUCCAGAAGUGCCCUCUGCGCGGCUUCCACUCCCAUGAGCAACCCAAAGACGGUAGUCCCAUUUAUACACAUAGCUCACACGUAUUUUUCAACCCGAAGAUCAAGUUUGAUGUGGUCGAUCUACGCUAACUAGAUAGACCUACACAGCAGUACGUUGGAGAUGCUAUCACGUUCCGAGCAUGUUACAGAUUUUGUAUGUGUUAUAUAUUGUAGGCAUGUCAUAGUUGCAGGUUGGUAAUGGAGUUAUUGAGCGCGUGU
Messenger RNA from Closterium sp. NIES-67, 3293 nucleotides. The record is from the annotation of a GenBank genome assembly. Lineage: Eukaryota; Viridiplantae; Streptophyta; Zygnematophyceae; Desmidiales; Closteriaceae.